Messenger RNA from Ogataea polymorpha, 2679 nucleotides. RefSeq lists its product as uncharacterized. The record is from RefSeq and is a predicted model, not a curated record. The transcript has 2 exons. Gene Ontology annotation, biological process: signal transduction; autophagy; peptidyl-serine phosphorylation. Gene Ontology annotation, molecular function: ATP binding; protein serine/threonine kinase activity. Gene Ontology annotation, cellular component: cytoplasm. The coding region runs from base 1 to 2679 and encodes 892 amino acids. Lineage: Eukaryota; Fungi; Ascomycota; Pichiomycetes; Pichiales; Pichiaceae.
AUGCCGUUGUUGUUUCCACGGCGAUACGGCCGUUCCGAGCGACAAUUGGGCUCCGGAACCACCGCGAGAGUGUACUUGUACGUCCAUAAGGAUGGACAGUUUGCAAUCAAGAAAAUCGCAAGGCGCGAAAGAGAGUCCAAAAGAGAAUAUUUAGACCGAGUACGCAAAGAGGUCCAUCUGCACCAGUCUCUUCCCAGACACCAUAAUCUUGUUGACUACGUCGAUUUCUUUGUCAUGAGAGGCAAGCCGUACUAUGUGAUGGAAUACCUGCCUGGUGAGCUUAGCAUUUCUCGAAAAGAGUUAGACGUCGAUUAUCAACUCUGUCUUUUCAAACAGUUAGCCUUGGCAGUGUUGUAUCUGCAGGAGCAGAAUGUCAGCCAUCGAGAUUUGAAGCUGGCCAAUUGCAGACUUACACGCGAGGGUAUUUUGAAGCUCAUCGACUUUGGCUCGUCCAUACACGGAAAUGAAGGCGUUGGGGUGGCAGGCAGUAAAGGAAUGGUGGCUCCUGAGGUUUUGCGCGACCUUCGUUACGAUUCCUUCAAGUCCGAUGUUUGGUCCUUGGGGGUGGUUUUUGUCGAGCUUCUUGGACACCGGACACGGUGGAAAGAGGCCGUCUGGUACGAUAAGGCCUUUCAAUUAUAUAGCAAAAGUCAGAGUGUUGAUGAUGUGUCGGACGAUCUUGCCGACUUCCAGCACAUUGUGCUCCCAAUGCUGGAGGUCGAUCCCUUGCGACGCAUCACCAUGUCUGAGCUGCCACUAAUUGUGUCCCUGACAAGCCACAUCGGCACCUCCACUGCCAUUUUUUUGCUGUUAUUUUCUGAUCCAUCUAUACUCAUGACAACCAACACCGACGCUCCGUCUCCUCUGCAAGAGCCAGCAAUUGCCGAGAUUCUUGCCUCUGACUCUGCCUUGGACCUUCUCCUGGCAAGACUCAAACAAUCUGUCAAGGCGUGCGACGAGUUUGCCAACUAUCUGAAGCGGAAACAGAAUUAUGAAGAAAAUUAUGCUCGGGACGUUAAGCGGGCUGUCACAAGUUGCAAGUCCUCCAUCAAAUCCAACACGUCUGUCUCCAAAGGGUCGUUUGUUGAGUCCCUGGACAAGAUUAUAUCAUUUGACGACAGGAUACUCGUUGACGUGCGGUCUCCAUACGCCAAGGCUUUGGAGAAAAUGCAGGACGAGCUGACAUCCGUGUCUGCGACAUUCGUGCGGCUGCGGAAACAGCUAAAGGAAGAAGGUCACAAGCGCGAAAAGGAGGUCCAGGACGCCAUAAGCCAGGCGGAAAAAUCUAAAAACAGGUACUUUUCGCUCUGUACCGACCUGGAAAGGCUGAGGCAAUCGGACCAAUCCCAGAAAAAAAUAACACUCCAAGGUCGUAAAACAGGCUCACAACAAGAAGAGGAGUUGGUGCGAAAAAUCAAUGCUGCCGACCAGGACUAUAAUGCCAAGGCCAACGCCUCCCAGAAGUUGAAGAACGAGCUGGUGAAUACACAUAGACCGAGACUUUCCAAGAAGCUCCAGGACCUCAUUCUGGAGCUGGACACGGCUUUGCAGCUUCAGUUGCAGAAGUACGCUGCUUAUAACGAAUCUUUUGUUGUUGGCCUGGGUAACCAGGUGGCUCCACUGGGAGCCAAUCACUCCUCAAUGGCAACUGUCGCUGCAUCGGUCAAUCCGGAACAAAAUCUCUACAACUAUCUGAAAGGCUCCAGAGUCGAGAAAAAACAAUCCUUUGUGCCUGUCGAGUAUAAGAAACAUCCCUUGUUCAAGUCAGAGCCUACUCAUCAAUUCCGCGUUCCAGCAACACCACCUGUGUCUAAUAAUGUUUCUAAACUGGAUCCACCCUCAGCUACUACAAACAAGACCGCCACGCCGCCAGUUGGGUCUCCGUCCUUCAUACCCGUUCCCGAGCCGCCAAAUUCUUCCUUAGCAAACUACUCAACGCUGGACCCUGCUAACUCUUCAGCAUUGUCGGCGUCGCCGGCUCCUGCAGUCCUGGCAGGACCGCGUCCUAUCAGCACAGAAAUGCGAAACAACUCCUCGUCCAUUACAAAUACCGCCACUCCUGCUUAUUCAGGAUUACUAUUUGGACAGCCAAUCGAAAGUCUCCCUCACGACGAGGAGAUGGUUCCAUUAUUCGUCAAAAAGUGUAUCAACCUAAUUGAGACUUACGGCUCCAACUCUGAAGGUAUCUAUCGAUCCAGUCCGAACAAACUCAAACUGGAGGAGAUCAAAUACGCAAUCGACCAGGAUCCUUCAAAUCUGAGUAUUUUGGAUCCUCCAGACCCUUCUAAUGUGUCUGACGACUACGUUUACAUGAUAGCGUCGCUUCUCAAAGUGUUUUUUGCAGAAUUACCUGACCCCUUGUUGACAAAGGAGCAAAGCGGCAAUUUCUUCAAGGCCGGCCAAAUCGAGGAUGCUGCAACGAUGCACAUCCAGCUCCAUCGGAUUGUUUUCGAGCUUCCGGACGCUAAUUACUUUACACUUCGUGACUUGCUCUUCCAUUUUAUCAAGCUCAGCCAAAUUCCAAGAGUGCGCAUGAGCGUGAGAAAUCUGAGCAUAGUCUGGUUCAACAACCUGCUUGUGAACGAAUACACCUCUCGUGACGAGCUCGCAGUGCAGCAGCGAGUCGUUGAAGAACUUAUAAAUGCUGCUCCCGAAAUUUUCAACCCUAAGGAAAGUUAA